AGCGAGCGCUACCUGGCAGUUAGGCCCCAAGGUUGAGAGCCCCACGGCGGGCCCGCCUAGCUCCCUGGCCUCCCUGGCCGGGCGAGGGUGGGGCUUUUGUCUGUAGAGUUUUAUAUUUUUCAGCUCACAUUUUAUUUUGCUUAUAGAAGAGGAAAAAAAAAAUAUAUCCCCUCCUUAAAAACAGGGGAAACUUACAAAGUGACUUGGUGUCAGUUGAGCAGGGCCCGGCUGCUUGCCUGCCCACCUCACCAGACUUCCUCACCAGGGGACACCGGAUGAUGCUCAGCUUUCCGACUAGUCCUCAGGGAGACCUCCUUGCAGUCCCUGGACUUGGGUCUUGGGGAGCUGGGGGACUCUUCUGGACCUUUUCGCACCAGUGAGGGCCGAAGUCGAGGAUUCUGGAAAAGGCAACAAAAACCCUUCACGUGGAGGCACGGGCUAUUAAAAAAAAAAAAAAGCCUGAAGUCGUUCCAAGAUGACCAAAGUGCCGGCCACCAAAAAGUUACAGAGCGUCCCCAGCAAGAAGGCCCUUUGGCCUUCUGACAUCUCGGAUCAAUCCCAGGUCGCAGACAAGACAGUGAAGAACAUUAGGUAUAUAGACAAGGAAAUAAUAAACCUCAAAAAGGAUCUUGUGCGAAGCCGCUUCCUGAUCCAGUGUGUGAAGAUAGGCCGUGGAUAUUUUACCAUACUGCGAGAGGAAAAUGCCAUGAAAAAGAGAGAACAGCAGCUCCAGAAGCUGAAGGAGGAAGAAUUAAAUAAAUUCCAACCGGCCAAGAAGUACUCAGAUAUCCAGUGCAGGGGCACUGUGAUGACUGCCUAUGAGGAUGAGAAGUUAAAGAAGAUGGAGGCCGGCAUCAUUAUGCGCCCGUUCACGCCAGUCCACAGCUGCCUCAUGGCUCCCUCCUUGCCCGACUCUCACGUGGAUGCCCUCUACCGACAGCUGUGUGCACUCCACUGGCUCCUAGAGGCCCUGACUAUCGACUAUACCCACCAUACCAUGCGGCCCUUGAUUGCCUGUUGGAACCCAAAGGACCCAGGAGGCAGCAAGAGCACCAUUAAGAAGGUUAACAAGGACAAGUCCAUGGGGCAGAGGUGGGAUCACUUCGUCACAGCGCCCAAGACCAAGAAAUUCAAAAUCCCCGCCAUUCGCGCCAGCCGCAAACCCAGCCGGCGGGGCUCCACCCUGAGUCUGACUCGGACCAGUGGGGGUUCUUCUCCCCAGAGCAGCAUGAUUUCUGUGAACCCUGGCUCUGAUGAGCCCCCAAGUGUAGCCACCGGCAGCAAAGACAUCGAAGAUACCGAGUCGUGGUCCACUAAGCAUGAUGAGGAGACCCUCCUUAACCUCCACACCAACCUGCAGAAGCUCCUGGAGAUGGUCCGGGAAGACGCCCGAAGAACAAUCAUGAACAUGGUGGACAAUGUGCAGAAGACAGCUCCCAGCCUCAUGUCUAUAGUCAAGCAAGCCAAGAGCGAUUCUGCGGUUAAGGAGUGGCAGACCACCCACAAGUCCAGUGAGAGAUCCAGCACUACAAGUGGAGAAAGCCACACCGUAGUGACCCAGAAGAAGUCAAAGGGCCGUGCUAACCGUGACAUCGUCCAUUGCAAGAGUGGAGUGUGUAGCAUUCUGCGGGCCAAGUUUUACAGCGUAGCCCAGGAGGCCGGCUUCUGCCUGCAAGACAAGCUGGAGAUCCUCAUGAAGCGCCAAGAAGAACGGGGUAUCCAGAAGUUCCACUCUUUUAUUCUUACCUCAACUUUCCAAAAGGAUUUAUCAAAGAUGAGGCACCGGGUCUCAAUGGUGAAGGGGGAUGCAGAAGAGAUUGCGGACCACUGGUACUUUGAUCUGUUGUCCAAACUCCCUGAGGAUCUGAAGAACUUCCGGCCUGCAAAAAAGAUCCUGGCAAAACUGCAGAAGUUUGGAGAGAACCUAGACCUGAGGAUCCGGCCGCAUGUCCUCCUGAAGGUGCUCCAGGACCUGCGGAUCUGGGAGCUGUGCUCCCCAGACAUUGCGGUGGCCAUUGAGUUUGUGAGAGAACACAUCAUCCAUAUGCCACAAGAGGAUUACAUCAACUGGCUACAGACCCGGGUCAACAUGCCCAUCCGGCAGUACAUCACCCCUGUAUGUACCUGAGGCCAGCCUGUGCUAUCACAUGGACACACAUCGUGGAGCAGUGAGGUCACCUGAAGACACUUCUAAAAAUAUGUUAGUCUGAGAUGAUGGUUCCAUGUGUCUCUCCCCCUCUUCCCCCACCAGGUUCCCUGUCUCUGCUCAAUGUUCAACCCUGACUCUGCCAACUCUUCCAGACUCCCUCACCAUACCCCUUUCCUAAAAAUCCUAUAUAAUAAAAUUGAGUUGGAUGUUUAACAA
Molecule: messenger RNA, 2365 nt
Organism: Peromyscus eremicus (cactus mouse)
Lineage: Eukaryota; Metazoa; Chordata; Mammalia; Rodentia; Cricetidae
Gene: Ccdc60
Product: coiled-coil domain containing 60
Exons: 14
Coding region: 476-2128 (550 amino acids)
Source: RefSeq, a predicted model, not a curated record